AUGAAGGAAAUUUCCCAAGCUCAACUUGCGACUCUAUCUGCGCCGCUUAACUCGCGAGGCUCUGUCGUAGCGAACCCAUCAUCCACAACUUCAUCCGGCAAUGGUAGAGUCGAUGUCGCUCGUAGGCUAUUCCGCUUCUGUUGUUGCCUCUCUCAGAUUGAUUGUCCCCGGUAUGUAGCACACGACACCGUCCACUCCCUUAGACCUAGAAAUCUUCAAUCUGCAAAACCAAGGUGGUUGGGUCUUCGCAACACGCCACGGGGAAUGUUCUCAAGACCUCGCGAGCUCGUUGUCGUUCUUCAGAUCUCGUCGGAGCUAGAACAAUAUUAG
Molecule: messenger RNA, 330 nt
Organism: Prunus armeniaca (apricot)
Lineage: Eukaryota; Viridiplantae; Streptophyta; Magnoliopsida; Rosales; Rosaceae
Source: the annotation of a GenBank genome assembly